AUGGAAGCACCUCCCCGCGUCUCCGCCGACCAGGCCCUCGCCAGGCUGGGCUACAAGGCCGAGCUCCCGCGCAACCUGUCCAUGAUGUCCAUCCUCGGCCUCUCCUUCGCCAUCAUGGCCGUCCCCUUCGGCCUCAGCACCACAAUGUACAUCACCCUGACCAACGGCCAGGCCGUCACCGUCCUCUGGGGCUGGGUCCUCGUCUCCAUCAUCUCCCUCUGCAUCGCCGCCUCCCUCGCCGAGAUCUGCGCCGUCUACCCGACUGCCGGCGGCGUGUACUACUGGUCCGCCAUGCUCGCCCCCGCCGGCUGGGCGCCGCUCGUCAGCUUCGUGGACGGAUGGCUUACCCUCGUCGGCAACUGGACUGUUACCCUGAGUAUCAACUUUAGCGGUGCGCAGUUGAUUCUCAGUGCGAUUAGUGUUUUCAACGAGGACUUUGUUGCCAAUACGUGGCAAACUGUGCUCUGCUUCUGGGCUGUCAUGUUGAUUUGCGCUGGAGUGAAUGCGUUUGGAUCGCGGUACCUGGAUCUGAUCAACAAGGUCUGCAUCUACUGGACUGGUGCUUCCGUUCUCAUCAUCAUGAUCACUAUCCUGGUCAUGGCCCCCAGCAAGAGAUCUGCCGAGUUUGUCUUCACCCACUACGACGCUUCCGCCAGUGGAUGGGCUCCUGGCUGGUCAUUCUUCGUCGGUUUGCUCCAAGCCGCCUACACCCUCACCGGCUACGGCAUGGUCGCCUCCAUGUGCGAGGAAGUCCAGAACCCCGAACGCGAAGUCCCCCGCGCCAUCGUCCUCUCCGUCGCCGCCGCCGGCGUCACCGGUGUCAUCUACCUCAUCCCCAUUCUCUUCGUCCUCCCCGACGUCACCAUGCUCCUCGAGGUCGCAAACUCCCAGCCCAUCGGUCUCCUCUUCAAGACCGUCACCGGCUCCGCCGCCGGUGGCUUCGGCCUCCUCUUCCUCAUCCUCGGCAUCCUCAUGUUUGCCGGCAUCGGCGCUCUGACCGCCGCCUCCCGCUGCACCUACGCCUUCGCCCGCGACGGCGCCAUCCCCGGCUACAAGCUCUGGAGCCGCGUCAACCACAAGCUCGACAUGCCCCUCUGGGCCCUCGGUCUGUCUACGGGUGUCGACAUGAUUCUUGGCUGCAUCUACUUUGGCUCCAGCGCCGCCUUCAACUCCUUCACCGGUGUUGCUACCAUCUGCCUGUCCACCAGCUACGGCGUGCCCGUCCUCGUCAACCUCAUCCAGCGCCGCCGCGCCGUCGCUAACUCGCCCUACCCGCUCGGCAAGUUCGGCACCGCCAUCAACUGCAUCUGCAUCGUCUGGAUCUGCUUCGCCGUCAUCAUCUUCUGCAUGCCCGUCAGCUUGCCCGUCGACGCCUCGACCAUGAACUACGCCUCCGUCGUGUUUGCCGGUUUCGCCUUCAUUGCCGUCACCUGGUACUUUGCCUACGCGAGAAAGAACUUCCACGGACCCCCGGUUGCCAAGGAGGAGUUCCAGCCUGGGCCGGAGGGCACGCUGGAGGGAAAGAUCCCGGGAAACGUUGACUCGGAGACGACGGCGAGUACGGAAAAGAAAUGA
This is a messenger RNA of Colletotrichum abscissum, 1575 nucleotides long. RefSeq names its product amino acid permease. Gene Ontology annotation, biological process: transmembrane transport. Gene Ontology annotation, cellular component: membrane. The transcript has 3 exons. Gene Ontology annotation, molecular function: transmembrane transporter activity. Lineage: Eukaryota; Fungi; Ascomycota; Sordariomycetes; Glomerellales; Glomerellaceae. The coding region runs from base 1 to 1575 and encodes 524 amino acids. The record is from RefSeq and is a predicted model, not a curated record.